This is a messenger RNA of Amaranthus tricolor (Joseph's coat), 1175 nucleotides long. RefSeq names its product abscisic acid receptor PYL4-like. The coding region runs from base 275 to 1027 and encodes 250 amino acids. The transcript has a single exon. Lineage: Eukaryota; Viridiplantae; Streptophyta; Magnoliopsida; Caryophyllales; Amaranthaceae. The record is from RefSeq and is a predicted model, not a curated record. Gene Ontology annotation, biological process: abscisic acid-activated signaling pathway. Gene Ontology annotation, molecular function: signaling receptor activity; protein phosphatase inhibitor activity; abscisic acid binding. Gene Ontology annotation, cellular component: nucleus; cytoplasm.
AUGGAAUAUAGUCCAUCACUAGUAAAAGGAAUGGGGCGAUUUCUUAUAACCUUGUCCAUAGAAAAUAUUUUGAUGCAACUUGUUCUUCCCACUUGCAUUGUCUGCCAUAAUCCAGCCAGAUAAGAUCACCUUCUCCUCUCCUCAUUUCAUUGCAAGUUUCUUCUAAUCACACCAACUCUCAUUCAUUUCUCUCUUGAAUCUAAAUUUUUUUGAAAAAGAGAAAAAAUUUGUGAUAGAGAAAAAUCUUUUUCUAGGGAGUACUAAACAAUAAAAUAUGUCCCCUACAAUGGAGCUUCAAACAUACACGCCGACAACUAAAACCACAACUACAACCAGCACUACAGCUAAAAUCGUGACCGAUAAUGAAAAUAGUACAGUAUCGAUUACGAUUUUGGCUGCAGAGAUGAAACCCUCGUUAGCUCAAGAGCUAGCGAGGGUGAUAUCUUUGUAUUGUCCAUCACCUGAAAAGGAGAUGGACACGGUCGCUAAGUAUCACAACCAUAAAGUUGGACCUAACCAAUGUUGCUCGGUCGUGGUGCAGCGGAUCGCUGCACCCGUCGAGACGGUAUGGAGUAUGGUAAGACAGUUUGACAAACCACAAACAUACAAGCAUUUUUUGCGGAGUUGCCGCAUGAUAGCUGGGACGGGCAGCCAAGUCGGGUGUGUAAGGGAAGUUCACGUUGUGUCCGGCAUCCCGGCCAAUAGCAGUACGGAACGGUUAGAGGUUCUUGACGAGGAAUCUCAUGCUAUAGGAUUCCGGGUGGUUGCAGGUGAACACCGACUCCAGAACUAUCGAUCUAUAACCACUUUGCACCCGACAGCAGGGGCCGACAGUAAUACUGACGGCCGCUGCUGUGAGAGAACAGUGGUGGUGGAGUCGUAUGUUGUGGACGUACCAAGUGGGAAUACAAAAGAAGAGACUUGUGUUUUUGUGGAUACAAUUGUAAGCUGUAAUUUGCUGUCUUUAGCAAAAAUUGCUGAAAGAAUUGCUAAAUCAUCUUCAUCUUCAUCAUGUAAAGUAUUAUGAAUAAAAUUAAUUAGAUGAAUUUUUUUUUUUUUUUUUUUUUAGUUUAAUUAUAAGAUUGUUCAUAUAUAAGGUUUUUUCUUUCUUUUACCUUAAGAUGUAGGGUGAAAGAGACUGAAUUUAUCUGUGGGUUUAACACUAAUUGUUUUAA